GCAGUUUCCAGUGGAGUAUCGGAAGGACCAAGCAGCUGCAGCGGGCAAGCGGACGCGUGGGGGUGAGGCGGCCGGAGGGAGGAAGAAGAUGAGGGCGGUGGUGAUCACGCGCGGCGGCGGGCCGGAGGUGCUAGAGGCCCAGGAGGUGGAGGACCCCGCGCCGCUGGGAGAAGGCGAGGUCCUCCUCCAGGUCGCCGCCGCGGGCGUCAACCGCGCCGACACGCUCCAGCGCCACGGCCGCCACCCGCCGCCCGCUGGCGCGUCCCCGUAUCCGGGGCUCGAGUGCUCCGGCACCAUCCUCGCGCUCGGGCCCAACGUGCCCUCGCGAUGGUCCGUCGGCGACAAGGUGUGCGCGUUGCUAAGCGGCGGCGGGUACGCGGAGAAAGUGGUGGUGCCGGCGGGGCAGCUGCUGCCCGUACCGGAGGGGGUGUCGCUAACGGACGCAGCCGGCUUGCCGGAGGUGGCCUGCACCGUCUGGUCGACCGUCUUCAUGACCAGCCAUCUCUCACCCGGUGAAUCGUUCCUGAUCCAUGGAGGAUCAAGUGGAAUUGGUACUUUUGCUAUACAGAUUGCAAAGCACCUCGGAAUUAAGGUUUUUGUGACUGCAGGAAGCGAAGAAAAACUAGCAGCUUGCAAAGGUUUGGGUGCUGAUGUAUGCAUAAACUACAAAACUGAAGACUUUGUUGAACGUGUUAAACAGGAAACCAACGGAAAGGGUGUUGAUGUCAUUCUGGACAAUAUUGGAGGAUUGUAUCUCCAGCGCAACCUGAAUAGCUUAGGUGUUGAUGGUAGACUUUUCAUCAUUGGCUUCCAAGGAGGCGCUGCAGCUGAAGUGAACCUGCAACCUGUUCUUGCACGGCGCUUGACCAUUCAAGCUGCCGGACUGCGUGGUAGAAGCCCUGCCAAUAAAGCUCAGAUCGUCAGCGAGGUGGAAAAGAAUGUGUGGCCUGCGGUCGCCGCUCCCGCUGGCAAGGUAAAGCCUGUGAUUUACAAGACGUUCCCGUUAUCUGAAGCAGCUGAGGCGCACAGGUUGAUGGAAACUAGCACCCACAUUGGCAAGAUACUGCUGCUCCCUUGACUGCGUGUGUAGUGUUUGAACGACCUCUUUGUAUGUACUAGCGUGGCAUGCCGUUUUGUCUUGUAAAUUCGAACCUUGAAGUGCUUAACUGCUUACGACACUUUUCUGUGAACUGUAAUGCAAUAAAAUCUGGCGCAUGGUCGUUUUUUCCCCUU
Messenger RNA from Setaria italica (foxtail millet), 1233 nucleotides. Its product is annotated as quinone oxidoreductase PIG3. The record is from RefSeq and is a predicted model, not a curated record. Lineage: Eukaryota; Viridiplantae; Streptophyta; Magnoliopsida; Poales; Poaceae. The transcript is spliced from 6 exons. Bases 89 to 1078 code for a protein of 329 amino acids. Gene Ontology annotation, molecular function: oxidoreductase activity.